Messenger RNA from Cyanistes caeruleus (blue tit), 2367 nucleotides. NCBI's taxonomy places the organism in Eukaryota, Metazoa, Chordata, Aves, Passeriformes, Paridae. The record is from RefSeq and is a predicted model, not a curated record.
GGAGUUCUCCCCAAACGCGCGUUUUCUGAGGGCCUUACCCCCCCGCAAAAUGCACUCGGGUGUUUGCCUGUCCGGUUUGUUUACAGACCUUAGUGAUCUAAGUAAUCUAAUUGCAAUUAAAUCAACUGAGCGCGAUCUCAAUUUUCUCUUUUUGUCCUAUUUCCCCUCGGUUUAGCCGAGAAGUCUGGCUCAGAUAAGUCUUUUUCUCUGUGCCGAGGGUGUGCCUUACUUGUGGCAUAUCAGUGCAAGCCUUCCGUAGGGGUGCGUGCGGAUUUAUCGGGGUUCGUGUGCCGCACUCUGACGUGUAGCAGAGUCUUGCUGCAUUUCUGGUGUGAGUUCAGAAUAUGAACCAAAAGGAAGGGGAGUGGGUAGUGGGUUGCUAUUUUUGAAUGAUGGAUAUGUGCAUUUAACUUGCAAUGGAUGGGGAGAGUUCUUGAAUCCUUACUGUACUUUUUGUAAUACUGAGGUGGCUGCUGGCUUCCUCCUCACCUUGGAUGACACCACCCCAAGAACUGUGUGGAGAGCUCUUUGCUGAGCCAGCUGUGCUCCCACUGAGACCAGUGCCAACAGCAGCCACCAAGUGAGAGGAAAGAAAUAGGGCUGUUCUCAGUUGAACCAGUGCCUUUAAAAACCUAUGGAAGGAACUUCAUGCUCAUUUGAAUGGCAGUAUCAGUUCUGCUACUAUGAAGAAACUCAUGGCUCAGAAGCCAAACCUUCAGAUCCAGAAUGGAAUGACUGUAAUUGACAAAGGAAAGAAAAGAACCUUAGAUGAAUGUUUUCAGAUGUUUCAGAUCAUCUAUCAGGUUACCACGAGGACUGAAGAUAUUUUGCUGAUAACUAAAGAUGUCAUUAAAGAAUUUGCUGAUGAUGGUGUCAAGUAUCUGGAACUGAGAAGCACUCCAAGAGAAGAAAAUUCCACAGGUAUGACCAAAAGGAUGUAUGUUGAAACCGUACUUGAGGGGAUAAAGCAGUGUCAAGAAGAAGGCUUGGAUAUAGAUGUAAGGCUGUUAAUAGCAAUAAACAGAAGACAUGGCCCAGCAGUUGCUAAACAGACUGUUAAACUUGCUGAAGAGUUCCUGCUUUCCAGUGAUGGGGUUGUAGUAGGACUUGACCUCAGUGGUGAUCCCACUGCAGGACAUGGUCAAGAUUUUUUGGAACCUCUCUCAGAAGCAAAAAAAGCAGGUCUCAAGCUGGCACUCCAUCUUUCUGAGAUUCAAAAUCAAGAGGAGGAGACCAAGAUUCUCCUGGGCCUGCCUCCUGACAGAAUUGGACAUGGAACAUUUCUCAACUCCACAGCAGCAGGUUCUGAAGAGAUAGUGUCACUGGUUCACCAGAAUCAUAUACCUAUUGAAUUUUGCAUGACAUCAAACAUAAAAUCUCAGACAGUGCCUUCCUGUGACAAACACCAUUUUGGAUACUGGUACAGCAUGGGCCAUCCUGCAGUGCUUUGUACUGAUGAUAAAGGCGUCUUUGCAACUGAUCUAUCGCAAGAAUAUGAGCUGGUUGCAAAAACAUUUAAUCUGACUCGAUCACAGAUGUGGGAUCUUUCCUAUGACUCAAUCAACUAUAUUUUUGCUUCAAAUGCAGUAAAAUCCAAGUUAAGGGAACAAUGGUGUAAGCUGAAGCCAGCUCUGUUUGAUUAAUCACACUGUUGUCCUAAAUAGCUUAGGUGUAUUAGCUGACUUAAUAAGCUUUUUAUAUUGAAGUCCCCAGCCUUUUUCAGACCUCAGGGUUUUAAACCCAGCCGUAAACUGCCUGUGCACAAUGAAGGCAACUGGAAUGCGUCCCUUGUUACUGGGGACAGAAGUAAAUAUGCUUUUGGUAGUUGGGAAGGGCUUUCAGCCAGUGACUAAAAUGCCAAAUGUGUUGUCACCUUGUUUCUUUUGAGCUGAUAUGACAUUUUAAACAACACUUAGUUGAAAUAUGUCAUCAUAAUAUGAACAUUUGAGAGCUGCAACAAAAUGAAGGCAGAGCUAUUGAUGUUUAAAACAUCUCUGUUGGCAGCAUUCCGCCAAGCUGUUUGAAUGUGUGGUGUGUAUUUUUGGGGUUUGUAUUGUUUUCAGGUUUUGAGCUGUUGAUUGGAUGUGAAAACAGAGACAAACUCAGGGAGAACAAAAUAUUUAUCCCAAGGAAUUAAUAUUGUAUCUGUUUUUAUUGCUGUACAUGUAUGACUGAAGCUGCUGUGAUGGAGUAGCAUGUGGGGGUCUGUUGGUGCCCUGGGCACUGGUGGUGUGUAGGCACUUAAGAAUCUUGAAUGCCUUCAGUAAGUGAGCUACUUGGCAAAGUGGUCUCAUUCUUAAAAUGCUUUUUAGAAUUGCUGUUUGUUGUGUAAAAAAAGAAUAAAAAUCUCCGUGUUUUUGAAACCAC